AUGAAUGAUAAUAAUAGUGAACUUUAUAAUGGUGAAAUUUACCAAAUAAAUAAAAAUUUAGAUAUUUUUUCAUUGUUUAAUUCAUUUUUGGCUAUAGUCAUGUUAAGAUAUUGGAGUUAUAUUUAUUCAUUUUUAAUUAAUAAGUUAUCUAAACUUGUUCCGAUGACGAAAGAUGCAAUACUAUUAAAAGAAAAUAAUGAAGAGAUAAAAAAGUUGAUGUCUGAAAGAAAUAAAUACAUGAUUAAAGAUGAUUUUUCGCAAUAUAUGAAGUUAGAAAGGAAAAUUCUUAAAUUAGAAAGUCAAAAAAAAGAAUUAUUAGAAAAAAUGAAUGGUGGUGGUAAUGGUAAUAUUGUAAUUAAUAUUUGUUUAUUAAUUAUAAGAACAAGCUUAAUUUCCUACUUAACUUAUUACUCAUUUUCAUCAACAAUUUUUACUGUUCCAAAAUAUGAUUUUCCAAUUUUUUAUAGAACUUUAGCUUUUCCAAAUGUCUUUUAUUUAACAUCAAAUUAUAGAGAAGAUGUCACUCCUAUAUCGACUUUUGUCUUUGCUACAGUUACUAUUUUAUCUUUGGAAUAUCUAUUUAGUAGUUUAAAAUCACGCUCUUAUUGUAAAGUGACAAGUGAUAAGAAAAUGAACUAA
Messenger RNA from Strongyloides ratti, 639 nucleotides. RefSeq lists its product as hypothetical. Gene Ontology annotation, biological process: tail-anchored membrane protein insertion into ER membrane. The transcript has 2 exons. The record is from RefSeq and is a predicted model, not a curated record. Bases 1 to 639 code for a protein of 212 amino acids. Lineage: Eukaryota; Metazoa; Nematoda; Chromadorea; Rhabditida; Strongyloididae.